GUGUCUGAAUCCUCACCACGCUUAGGCGGUGGAUUGAACAGAAUAUAACAAUAAGAGCGAUUCUCGCAAUCUUCACCUCCCUGUAGGCUGGCUUGUACAGACCACACAACAAUAAUGGUGAGUCAUCAAAUCUUCACCACGCGCUACACGUGAGUGGAACACAAUCUACAGUAGCAACAGCACUUCUGUGACCCCUCCCCACGCUGUAAACUGUUGUGUACGACUCUACAGUUCCCCGACAGUUUGAGUGCAUCACUCAGGUCUCUACACAUGUUGCUCUCUACACGUGUUGCUCACACUUCACCUUCACGGAGACUCGAAACAAUAAAAGCCUGACAGUAAAAGCUCACUCUCGCAGUUUUAUUUCUGGCCUGGCAAGAUGGCCAGGUGGUCAGUGCGCAUGUACCUGCUGAUCCCAGUCUUGUGUGGGUGUGCUCAGUCCAGCACCCUCCGGGACAUAGUCCUGUACCGGCUGUUGCCAUUUGUGGAGCAGAGGUCUCCCGAAGGUGACGGCCCUUCUACCAUCAGCACGAGGAUCUCAGUAACACCAUCACUUGCGACAUCAGUGAUGACCACACCAACAUUACUUACCACCUCAUUAGACGAUGAUAUCGAGGUUGUCCUUGUUGAAGACGGCAGAUCGUCCUCCAAGCCGCCAACAUCACUUGCCGCUUCGCUCAUCAGAGAAGGCGUGGUUUCUGAUAUGAGAGGGGGCGUGGUCUUCGACACCUCAGAGGGCGUGACCUCAAGCAGUGCACGCGCACUCUCGCAGCCCCCACGUGACGGAAACGUUUCUCACCCACUGCUCAUCUCCUCCACCACAUCAUCAGCAGUCGCAUCGCCAGCGCCACCCGCCACCUUGCAAGGCAACGACAGCAAUGACCCGCUCUCUGCCACAGAAAGCCCAGAGUCCAUCCCACCUCUGCUACCCGGAUACCUCACACAAACUUCACACGGGUACUUCAACGACUCGUUCGGGUGCCGUGUGCUAGAAACCGCGGCUACCUGGCUACGUCACCCGGGCAACUGCUCCAGAUACUUUGUUUGUAGGGGAGGACAGGUGCAAGAAAUGCCGCCAUGUGACGCUGGCCAGGUGUUCUCCAUUAGAACAAAGAGAUGCGUACCACCGCACACCUUGGACGAUGACUGCGAAGAAAUGUUCUUCAGCUUCCCAACACCACUCGCCCCUCCCAGCACCUCGCAACUCAGCGGCACACUACUCUGGCAUCAACAGUACUCACAGGAAAGGGACGCAACUCCCCGCAUAGUGCUUCAACCAACACCAUUAAUGGCGGUGUCUACAGCGGAGGCGUCUACCGAAAACAACUACGACUCAUCCAAGCAGACGAGUGUUCAAUCCACCCGUGUGUGUGGUCCACUACAGAAAGGGGUGUAUCCGCACCCUGACAACUGUGCCUGGUUUUACAACUGCUCUGUUGCCCCAGACGCCGUGAUGGACACGUACUACGGCGGCUACGUCAUGGAGUGCCCGUACCCACAACUGUUUUCUCUGACGUCACUGCAGUGCGAGGACUUUGAGGACGUUGAGUGUGGCGGACGAUACGAGCCGGUCUCCCCCUGUGACUACCGCGCCAACCACUGCCACGAGACGUCUCACUGCAUCCCGUGCUGGGUCCGCUACGCCACGUGCCAGGGUCAGCAGGACGGACUCAAUCCCUGGCCGGAACUAGAGUGGCGCCCCUUCUUCGUGGAGUGUUACCGCGAGAGGACAGUCUUUCAAGGUUCGUGUGACAAGUCUUCUGUAUUCUCUCCCUUGACGAGAGCCUGCGAGACACCGUACAGCAUUCCGCGAGAACACGGUGGAUGGCGUCCCAGUUGCCAGGGACGCCUGGACGGAAAAUAUCCGGACGAACACGGCCGCUGUGAGUCCUUCUACACCUGCACGAAGCAGAUCUUCACCGGCUACUACAACUGCCCGCCAUCUCUACUAUUCGACCACGUUACUGGCUCCUGCCAGAGUCGCUGGAAAGUCCACUACCCAUGUGGAGACAAAGACAUUCCCAACGUGUGCCGGGGGAAAGCAGAUGGCCAGUACCUGGAUGGGUGGGGGCGCUGCACUCACUACUACACGUGCAAAGAGGGCACGUUUCAGGGCAUGUCCUUGUGCCCCGAUGGCGUCUUCAACUCGCGCACCCGCAUGUGUGAUCGGUCAGCGGAUAUGGCCAGCCCCUGCGGCACCCUGCCCAACCCCUGUCUUCACAAGACCAAUGGCUUCUACUCGGUCACUCAGUCCUGUAGGGAGUACUACCUGUGCGACAACGGCCUGCAGGUGGCAGUGUUCUCGUGUGAAGACAACACCGUCUUCAAUGAGGUCACCCAGUCCUGUGGUGAUGUCACCGAGACACCUCCACCGUGCGGCCUGGCGCCGUGGUGUGUGGGGCGACCUGACGGGCGGUACCCGGCCCUGGGGCUGGGGCUACACGUCUUCUACACCUGUCUCAACGGCUCCUACACCGGCCUGACGCUCUGCACGCACACCACAGGUGGGCUGGCCUACAGCGCCCUCCGCCGGCAGUGCAGCAGUCCAGCAUCCGUGUGCAAGGAGAUGCUGGGGGACUCCGACCUUUGCUAGACGCACGCUCGCACCCACACCACCACACACAUACAGACAGGCGUGCGCGCGAGGAUCAAAUAACUGGCAAAUUUAAAUAAGAUUCUGUUGAGUGUGUAAAGGAUGUAUGAUUAUAUUGUUUAUAUAUAUAUAUGUGUGUGUGUGUGUGGAUUUGAUCAUCUUAUGUGUUAACUCUAUAUUACAAACCUAUGUUGGAACUAGCUUUCGAGCUUUAUGCCUACCCAUGCCACAAUAAUGAUGAAAUCCAUAAUUUUCUGUUCAAAGUUAGGAGACAAUAAUUGUAAAUUAUACGGAGACAAUAACUGUAUAUUAUAUGGAGACAAUAACUGUAUUUUAUAUGGAAACAAUAAUUGUAUAUUAUACUGAGAAAAUAAUUGUAUAUUAUUUAGAGACAAUAAUUCUAAAUUAUAGAGACAAUAUUUGUAUGUGUACACAUACGUUUUAUCUAGACUAGUCUUAAUGCUGAUAUUUCAACCACAUUUAAAGUCAACCCUCUUUUGCAAAUGUAUGUCUAUCACUUUCUUUCCACUAAAGCUAUCAUGUGUGAAACUGAAGACAAACUUGGUAUAAAAAAAACAAGCCAGGUGGCCCAUGACAUUUGCGACCAAACUUAGCGCCAGUGCCAGUGUGUCACUGACAGUUGUCAGCUUUUCCCUCCGCUACAAGAACUGCAGGAGAAUAGAGCUGGAGCUUUGCUGUCGCCUACUGACACAAUGGUGAGGACUGUCUGAUGACAGCAGUGAUGACUACCUAGUGACAAUGGUGAGGACUGUCUGAUGACAGCAGUGAUGACUACCUAGUGACAAUGGUGAGGACUACCUAGUGAUCUAGUGACAAUGGUGAGGACUGUCUGAUGACAGCAGUGAUGACUACCUAGUGACAAUGGUGAGAACUGUCUGAUGACAGCAGUGAUGACUACCUAGUGACAAUGGUGAGGACUGUCUGAUGACAGCAGUGAUGACUACCUAGUGACACAGUGACAAUGGUGAUGACUACCUAGUGACAAUGGUGGGACUACCUAGUGACAAUACCAAAGACUGGUUAUUCAAUGACAAUGCCCGAAACCCUUUGAUGACAAAUAACAACGAGAACUGGCCAAGACUAGCGCAGUACUCACAGAGGUCUGAUGUACCCACAAUACGGUGACAGCGCGUGCCUGCUGCUCACGUGACUACAGUGCACGAACACUUGAGGACACACACAAGACCCGCCACACGGUAAUCUGUACACUUGAAAGUGUUCAGAGACAGAAGCCGUUAUUAAGUCAUCUGUGUAAUUGAGAGUGACGGAAGCUACCAUACAGUAAUCUGUACACAGAGAGACAGAGACAGUAGCCGCAUGCAGUAACCUGUACACGAGAGAGACAGAGACAGUAGCCGCAUGCAGUAACCUGUACACGAGAGAGACAGAGACAGUAGCCGCAUGCAGUAACCUGUACACGAGAGACAGAGACAGUAGCCGCAUGCAGUAACCUGUAUGUUUGAUAAAGAAUUCUUGUUAUACCAACGCUGUGAACAUACUGAACAAGUCUCGUGAAGAGUAAGAAUUAAGCUUCUAGAG
Molecule: messenger RNA, 4153 nt
Organism: Pomacea canaliculata
Lineage: Eukaryota; Metazoa; Mollusca; Gastropoda; Architaenioglossa; Ampullariidae
Exons: 5
Coding region: 380-2593 (737 amino acids)
Cellular component (GO): extracellular region
Molecular function (GO): chitin binding
Source: RefSeq, a predicted model, not a curated record